UGAUUAUCAGUUCAUAGAGCACGCCAGGGGACUGCCCAUGUACGGGGUUCAUCUGCAUGAGGCCAAGAACAUCAAGCUGGGUGUGUUUGGCAAUGGCGUGUUCAUCUAUAAGGAAGAGCUGACCUUCUGUCGCUUUGACUGGGGUAACAUCGCAAAGGUCUCCUGUAAGGGCAGUGAGUUUUUACUCAGACUGAGGCUCAAAGAGAAGAACAAAAUUGAUGGCACCAUUACAUUUCAAAUGCCAAGUCCCCAGGCAGCCAAAAGGUUCUGGAAGGAGUGUGUGGAGCAACAUACCUUUUUCAGACUGGAGCAGGCACCUAAAGCAAGAUUUCUCGCCUGGUACAAAUUUCAGUACAGUGGCCGGACCCUGGCACAGGUCUGCCAGGCAAACGCCUUCAUCUGCAGGGAAACACCAAAGGUUAAGCGUACUCCUCCCAUGUACAUCUAUGCGCCUUUCAUUGAAGAUGAAAUCGGUCCUUUGGGCAAGUGCUAUGAAGGACGUUCCUGGAGAGAUAACAUCAAAUGGCCCUGGCAUCGUAGUCAUUGCCAUCGUAUGACACAGGGCCGGCAGAAAGACACCAAGAGGACUAAAGUCCUGCACUUUUUGAAAGGUGCAAAAACUGAGGAGGAAAGACAUGAGUAAUGUGCCCAGGUGAAGCAGGA
This is a messenger RNA of Nycticebus coucang (slow loris), 663 nucleotides long. RefSeq names its product protein 4.1-like. Gene Ontology annotation, cellular component: plasma membrane; cytoskeleton. NCBI's taxonomy places the organism in Eukaryota, Metazoa, Chordata, Mammalia, Primates, Lorisidae. The transcript has 6 exons. The record is from RefSeq and is a predicted model, not a curated record. Bases 38 to 643 code for a protein of 201 amino acids.